AACGCGACAACGCUUACCAUCCACCGCCCGUUCCGGCCCUUUCCACCCAAGGAGGCGAGGCUUUUUCUUCUUCUUUUCCAUUCUUUUUUUUCUUGCUUUGCACUCUUUCUCGCUGUCUGUGUUUGGCCGAGAUAAUCGCGGCGGAUGAAUAAGCCUGGCGCCCGUAUUGGUUGUAAUGUAUGUACAUUGGUGUAAUCGUAAUAAAACCCCGUCGAGCCCGCCAUCCGAGUGAUGACAGUGACAGACGUUGGUAAACAUUUGAACUUGUGUCCGAGUACCCAAAUGUGCCACCACAUGCCUUUGUGCCUUCAAUCCUCUGAUACUCAACCUAUAUUUCCGUUCCGGCCCGCACAAGUUCCGGCCAACCGUUCCGUCUUUGAUCGCACUAUCUGUGUAAUCAUUUCGCCAUGGCUGCUCAAUCAGGGCAAUUCACGCGGUUCCAUGUCCCACUAA
Molecule: messenger RNA, 453 nt
Organism: Periconia digitata
Lineage: Eukaryota; Fungi; Ascomycota; Dothideomycetes; Pleosporales; Periconiaceae
Source: the annotation of a GenBank genome assembly